AGGGGGCUGAGCUGGAGGCGGACAGGCAGAAAGGAGGUCUCCGUGCUUGGCUGGCGCUGGUCGUUUGCUGGGUUGUCUUCAAGAGAAAGCCCCAUCUUUGAAAGACGAGACCGAAGAGCACGCCGAGCAUAGAAAAUUGGAGCAAAGUUGGAUGUGCCAUUUGGGCCUGACCUUGGGAUCCAGAACAUCAGAGAGGUUCUGCCCCAGUCACAAGUGCCAAGGACGUUGCAGCCGGCUCGCUCCCAGCCCAUCGACCCGAUUCCUGGCUACUUCUGCCGACCUCCACCCUGUCCCUGAGGCGAUGGCUUCCCCUGUUCCGGCCGGGUGCUGCGUGCUGCUUGCCGCGGUGGUGGUGGUGGUUUACGCCCAGAGGCCCAGCCAGCAAGAAACCCACAUUCACUACGCACAGUUGGGGACUGAUGUGACAUUACUUUGCGGGUCCGUGGAUCAGGAUGCGGCCGUCACCUGGACGGCAAACAGCACUGACCUGGAUGCGUCUCAUCUCAACGGUUCACGCCUGGUCCUGCGAAACGUGGACCUCUCCCACAGCGGCCAGUACACCUGCUACGAGGGACCUUCGUGGCACGUCAAGUACCGGGUCAAUCUCAGAGUGGGAUUGCCGCCCAAGGAGCCGAUCGUGAUGUGCCGGUCCAACAACUACCCCAACGGGUUCUACUGCAGUUGGCACCUGCCCAGCCCGACCUACAUCAACGACACCUUUAACAUCACUGUCGUCCACGAUUCCAAGGAGAUUGUGUGCAAGAAGGAAACGCCCCCAAAGAACAGGUGCUACAUCCAGUUCCUCCAGGUCUUCUCCACCAAGAAGUACAAGGUGACUUUGACGGCCUCGAAUCCCCUGGGCAGCAGCUCCACCACCAUCUCCUUUGACGAAUUUGCGAUAGUAAAGCCGGACCCUCCAGAGAACGUGGUCGCCAAGCCGGUGCCCAACAACGCCCGGAGGCUGCUGGUGUCCUGGCAGUAUCCGUCCUCGUGGCCCGACCCAGACUCCUUCCCGCUCAAGUUCUUCUUGAGGUACCGGCCGCUCAUCAUUGACCAAUGGCAGCAUGUGGAGCUCUCGGACGGGACCAGCCACAUCAUCACCGACGCCUACGCUGGCAAGGAGUACAUCAUCCAGGUGGCCGCCAAGGACAACGACAUCGGGACAUGGAGUGAUUGGAGCGUGGCGGUCCAUGCCACACCCUGGACGGAGGAGCCCAAGCAUCUCACCACAGAAGCCCAGGGAGCAGAGACGACAACUGCCAGCACUUCGGCGUUCGUGGUCCCUCCCACCACCAGGCUCUCGGAUUCCGACGUCACCGACAGGAAUCGGGCCAUGGCGCUUUCCCUGGUGGUCAGUCUGGUGCUGGUGGUGUUCAGCAUUCACUUUAUUUAACCCAGCCUCUUAAGCGCCUCUGAGGAGGUCACCAACUGGCCAGAACGUCUGUCUUUGCUUCUGUUUUGCACAUGUUCUGAAGGACGUGUCACGUUUCUCCUCAUUGCUUCACUCUCUUGAAGGGCGAGUCCUCUGUGGCCCAGAGGCAGCCCUCCGGCUCCCCUGGCCUGGCCUCGGCCGCGGAGGAAGCCUCGCGCGCAGGACAGAGGAACUCUCCUGACCACGCAAAACAGAAGGACUUCCCUGCAGGAUGGGGUGGGGAGGGGGCCUGGCCUGGGAGAGUGCCGGGCAAGGGAGCAGACGGGAGCCGCCCCCCUCCCUGCCGUCCUGGCCUCGGGUUCGGAUCAUACAGCUAAGCCACCAUGCCAAAGAUGCUCCGCUGCCCCCCCUCUGUUGCCCCCACAACUCUCGGCAGCCGACUCCUGGGCAUCGAAGCGGGCCGGAUGGGGCUGCUCUUCGCUUGGGGGGGGAUUGGGGGGUCCUGCCUCUGCCACAAGGAGGCAGGAGGUGCGACCUUGCCAGGGUGGCUCCUUCCCUUCACGGUCGGUCGGGAGGAAAAGAACGGUCCUGAACUGCCAAACAAAAGGAGGUGGAGAGGGACUCGACGUGUCACCGCCCUCCUUCCCACGAAAGACUUCCUCAUCCACCAUGGGGGCCGGAGGGGGGGGGUGUUUGCUUUUUUUAAAGGACCAGUUUGUGACGGGACCCCCUGCACCCUGAAACAAUGACAUCUCGUCUCCCUGGGUGAAAAUAAAGGGGUGGGGUGGGGAGGAGGAAGCUGAUUGCUCCUGGAAAACACACAACAACAACAACAACAACACACACACACACACACACAGAGCCGACUCCAUUUGUACCUGUGUCCAUUCUGUUGAUACACAAACACUCUGGUUUAUGUAUUGGUCUUAUGAACGGGACAUGGGAUGUCUACCUAAUGGAAAUGUAGCGACAUUGAAAUGUCUGGCCCCCCCCAAGCCCUCCCCACGGACCCUCUUCCCCCCCCCACCCCACAAACACCACAAAGCCCUGUUUUUGUAAAAUGCCCUCUUCCCUUCUCCCCCUUCACACACUCCCUCCCGUCCUCCUCCCAUCUCCCUCUGGUUCAAAGUGCAGUAUUUAAUACCGUACGUCCUAUUAUUCCAAAUGAUUGUUAUGCUGUAUUUGAACUUUUUAUAGAUGUAUAUAAAAAUUUUAAAAAUCAUAGACAAACACACUGGGGAAUGCACCGAAACACAUAUACAGAGACACACACAGGAGAGAGGUUGUUCAUUAAAUGUGACCAUUUCAUUAUGUU
Pogona vitticeps (central bearded dragon) is the source of this 2687-nucleotide messenger RNA. It is a transcript of the gene CNTFR, whose product is annotated as ciliary neurotrophic factor receptor. Gene Ontology annotation, cellular component: ciliary neurotrophic factor receptor complex; CNTFR-CLCF1 complex; membrane. The record is from RefSeq and is a predicted model, not a curated record. Gene Ontology annotation, biological process: positive regulation of cell population proliferation; ciliary neurotrophic factor-mediated signaling pathway. NCBI's taxonomy places the organism in Eukaryota, Metazoa, Chordata, Lepidosauria, Squamata, Agamidae. Gene Ontology annotation, molecular function: interleukin-11 receptor activity; ciliary neurotrophic factor receptor activity; interleukin-11 binding.